CCUGGCGGCGAGGCGGUUCGAGCCGCCCACUCCGCUCCCUCCGCAGCUCCACACACUGUCGGGAUGUGACCCCGGAACAGGACGCUUCCUCAGAUACAACUCCGCAUUCAAACAAAACACAGCGGAAAACCCGAGAGAAAACCCUGGACCAGGAGAGCGGCGCUUCAGGAGCAGGGGGGAUGAACCGUGAGGAGGCCCCUGGGAAGUCUCCUGAGGAGAUGUACAUUCAGCAGAAGGUGCGGGUGCUCCUCAUGUUAAAGAAGAUGGGAUCAAACCUGACGCCGAAUGAGGAAGCGUUCCUACGGAACUAUGCAGGCGUGGUGCACAGUCAGAUGAGCCAGCUCCCACAGCACAACAUAGACCAGGGUGCGGAGGACGUGGUGAUGGCCUUCUCCAGAUCAGAGACGGAGGACAGAAGACAGUGACCUCUCGCCCCGCAGCGGCUCCUCACUACAUCUGAACCCAAACCGACCCAACACCACAACACUGUUGACUGACGGAGCGGGAAUGGACCGAGAGCGAGCCGGGAGAGGAGCAGGUCUACAGUGUUUACUGCCUGCCCUCACUCCCCUCCUCUCCUUCCUCCUCACUCCCCUCCUCUUCCUCUUCCUCCCUCACACUAACCCACUGUCACACUAGCAGCUGAGUGCCAGCGGCUCCCGCUGCCCAACGAGGUCAUACAAAAAAAAUCAGUGUGGCAUUUGUUUUUAGUUGUUUUUAGUUAUUUUUUCCUCCUUUUUGUUGUUUUGUUUUUUGGUCGACGUCAAGCUUCAGGCUGUUCAGUUGUGUGUGUGCUGUGUAUGUGUUUGAGUGUGUGUGCGCGUGAGUGUGUGUCCUGGUCAGAGAUGGAACGGGCCAAGAGCUUCAUUUGUCUGCUCACACCACCAGCAACAGUGUGGAUGAGUUUCAGAUAAAUGUGCUUCUGGUUUCUUGGUUUUGUUUUGUGUUUUCCUUUUUUUUUUUUUUCUUUUUUUUUUUUUUUUCCAAAUCUUUUUUUUAAGUACUUUUAACCAGAUUGUAAUCCCUCACAUCAUAAUCUCAUCACAUUAAAUGUGCAAGAUGUUGAGGAAGCCACUGCACUACAUCGUAGAGGACGUGGAGUGUGUGUGUGAGUGUGUGUGUGUGCGUGUGUGUAUGUGUGUGUACAAUGCGAAUUUUCACACAAAAGUGUAUAAGAAUUACCUGACUCCUUGAGUAGUGUCUCAUUAUUUUUUUGCUUUUUUUGGGUGUUUGGAUUAAUGUGAAAUUUCACAGCUUUUUUUUUAUUAUUAUUGUAAAGACAAUACAAAAACAACAAUACUAGUGAACGGAUUGUGCCAACUGUUUUACUUUACUUUUAUUGUAAAAUAAUUUUUAAAGAUAUCUAAUGAAUGUCUGGAGUCCUUAUUUAUUUUUUCCGGUAACAAUCUUAAGACUGAAGGUGAACAACAUCCCCUUUUCAGACAUUUUUACGUAACUUGUUGUAGAUUAGAAUGAACUAAACCGACUCGGAUCAAUAUAAAAUCUCAGCCUUAGCCUUUAUAUUCCCCUCCUGCUCUGUAGCUGACUUUUCCCACCUGGAGCUGUAGGUUUCCAGGAAGGGAUUAAGCCUGGUCUUGGACUUCACAACAGUUUGAAUUAAAAAAUUCAAUCAAUUUUUCAUUGAAAGGUAUAAAUUAUCUACAUUUAGGCUUAAUCCCUGUCCAUGAAACCCAUUGUAAAGGAAGUAAGCCUAGUCUUGAAGUAUAAUUACCUUUUAUUGGUAAAUCUCCAUUCAAAAUGCUGUGUAGUCCAAGACUAGGCUUAAUCCCAGUCUGGAAAACUUACCCUCCUAGUCCUGUGAGUAUUAUAUAGUUACAGGCAGUCAAAAUCAAAAAGGGAAUAUUUUAAACAAAAAAAAACAGUUGCCAACAGCCCAAACAUUUUUCAGUAAUUUUUCAUUUUAUUUUUUUCUUUUAAACUGGAAUUUGUUCAAUUUUAGCCUUUUUUGAACACACCUCCUCAUGCUCAGUAAUUGUGCAUUCAUGUAUUUUAUUAACUGUAACUAGUGUUUCAGAAACGACGCAUGCCUGCCUUGUGGUUUUAUGGUGUACGUUUAAGUAGAUCUUUGAAGGUCUUAAUAUUAAAGCCUUGCCACAAUGAACAGUUUUGAUAUCUGUGGAAGCUAGUCCUUUUCAAUAUUCUGCAAAACGUCAUCUGCAGCUGUCACCGUUUGUAUCCUGCUGGCAAUAAGUCCUAAAACACCUAAUCUUAGCAUCCUCAGUGGUCACGACCCGCUUCUGUCUGAAGUUUUGUCCGAAACAACUGCAUCACCACUUACGCGGAUGUCUUUACGACUAGACUAUGUUUACUGUUGUUUGAAAACCAUUUAAAAAGCUCAUUUGUCUAUGCAUUUUUUGUUUUUAAAUGAUGACAUGUAUAUUUUUGGGGAUAUUUGAAUCUACUUCACAAAUAUCGAUGUAGAGACUUAUUUUGAUGGUUGUUGGUUCAGAGUCUCUUAAAGACAGAAAUCUUGGUCAGAAAUACUAAACGUCUUCUUUAACCUUCAGUUGCCUACAGUCAUGUCUUACUGCGGUCUCAUCAGACAGGGUUUGCCUACAUCUCUAGUCUCUGUUUUACAUUACAAAUGUCCAUGUGUCUAUUAAACUUUGUGAUGGUUCA
This is a messenger RNA of Astyanax mexicanus (Mexican tetra), 2640 nucleotides long. It is a transcript of the gene ctnnbip1, whose product is annotated as catenin, beta interacting protein 1. Gene Ontology annotation, cellular component: nucleus; beta-catenin destruction complex; cytosol. Gene Ontology annotation, biological process: negative regulation of Wnt signaling pathway. The record is from RefSeq and is a predicted model, not a curated record. The transcript is spliced from 4 exons. The coding region runs from base 180 to 425 and encodes 81 amino acids. Gene Ontology annotation, molecular function: beta-catenin binding. NCBI's taxonomy places the organism in Eukaryota, Metazoa, Chordata, Actinopteri, Characiformes, Acestrorhamphidae.